Carassius carassius (crucian carp) is the source of this 1614-nucleotide messenger RNA. Its product is annotated as ceramide glucosyltransferase. Gene Ontology annotation, cellular component: membrane. The record is from RefSeq and is a predicted model, not a curated record. Gene Ontology annotation, biological process: glucosylceramide biosynthetic process. Bases 123 to 1304 code for a protein of 393 amino acids. The transcript has 9 exons. Gene Ontology annotation, molecular function: ceramide glucosyltransferase activity. Lineage: Eukaryota; Metazoa; Chordata; Actinopteri; Cypriniformes; Cyprinidae.
UGUAUAUGCGUGCGUGCGUGUGUGUGUAUGUGUAUGUGUGUGUGUGUGAGAAAGAGCGAGAGAGAUCUUCCAGCAUUAGGGCCGAACACUGAGGUGUCAUCGCAUCCGGACACAGGACAGCUAUGGCCCUGCUUGAUCUAGCCCUGCAAGGCUUCUCCAUCUUCGGCUUCGGCUUGUUCAUCGUCCUCUGGCUCAUGCACCUCGUGUCUAUCAUCUACGUCCGUCUGCAUCUCAACAGGAAGACCACAGAAAAGGUGCCAUACAGCAAACUGGCUGGUGUGUCGCUGCUAAAACCCCUCAAAGGUGUGGACCCCAAUCUCAUAAACAAUCUGGAGACAUUUUUUGAGCUGGACUAUCCCAAGUAUGAAAUUCUGCUGUGUGUCCAAGACCAUGACGAUCCAGCUAUCGAUGUUUGUAAAAAGCUGCUGGGCAAAUAUCCAAAUGUUGACGCCAGGUUAUUUAUAGGGGGUAAGAAAGUUGGCAUCAAUCCAAAAAUAAAUAACCUCAUGCCAGCUUAUGAAGGGGCAAGGUACGAACUCGUCUGGAUCUGUGACAGUGGCAUUCGAGUGAAGCCAGACACUCUCACUGAUAUGGCUAAUCAGAUGACGGAGAAGGUGGGACUGGUUCACGGUCUUCCUUAUGUGGCAGACAGACAAGGAUUUGCCGCCACAUUGGAGCAGGUUUAUUUUGGAACCUCACAUCCUCGUUCCUACAUCUCGGCCAAUGUCACGGGAAUCAAGUGCGUCACGGGGAUGUCGUGUCUCAUGAGGAAGGAGAUCCUGGACCAAGCUGGUGGGCUGAUUGCGUUUGCUCAGUACAUCGCUGAAGAUUACUUCAUGGCCAAGGCCAUCGCAGACAGAGGAUGGAAAUUUUCCAUGGCAACGCAGGUAGCCAUGCAGAAUUCCGGCUCGUACUCCAUUGCACAAUUCCAGUCUCGCAUGAUCAGAUGGGCCAAACUGAGAAUCAACAUGCUGCCGGCCACCAUCAUCGAGCCCGUCUCCGAGUGCUUUGUGGCCAGUCUUAUCAUCGGCUGGGCCGCCCACCAUGUGUUUCGCUGGGACAUCAUGGUGUUUUUCCUGUGCCAUUGCCUGGCCUGGUUCAUUUCGGAUUACAUCCAGCUGAGAGGAGUACAGGGCGGCCCUCCAUCCUUCUCCAAGCUGGACUACGCAGUGGCCUGGUUCAUCAGGGAGUCCAUGACAAUUCAGAUAUUCUUGUCCGCUCUUUGGGACCCCACCAUCAGCUGGAGAGCGGGACGUUACCGAUUGCGUUGCGGAGGUACAGCAGAGGAAAUCUUGGAGGUUUAAACGGCACCGUGUGCCUUGAAUUAUGCACUGAUGUGAACAUGGACACAGAACUGUGAGAAGACAUGGGCGCAGAUGGACAAAUGAACUGCAACUUUCUUUUUGGAGUCGGGGGGGUGGGGGGUGAUUCCUACUUCUGCUAGUUUUUAACCUGUGACUUUAGCAAAUAGAUUAUUUAUGUCCUUGGUGCUUUUUUUGUUUUCCUGUGCGGUCUGAACAAUUGGAGACCUCGUUCUAGAUGAGCCAAAAGUUAUGAAGAAGAAGAAGAGGAGGCGGCACUUCAGCGGGCAUCAGUAACCAUGAUAAAAAAUGU